UCUUUAUGCUCAUCAAAUUCAACUCAUUCUCUUCAUACCUCUUAGAAAUAUGGCUUCUCUUUGGCCAAAUGUUAUAUGGUUUAUGGCAAUACUUUUCAUAUCCAAGAAUGUAGAAGCAAGUCAUAAACCCUAUGACUAUUCAUGGAGAAAAUAUUAUAGUUACAAGUCAUCCCCAAAGUCAGCACCAGCAUCUGCACCUUCUAACUCUAAUCAGUCACCACGUCAACCAUCUCCAUCACUACAACCACCAAACCAGAACUAUUAUACUUCGCCACCAUCACCUUCAGAAUGGUUCUCUCCUCAGCCUUCCGCAGUUCCUUCACCUACUUACAAUGACAAGAAUACUUCAAGUUCACCAACCAUAUCGCCAUCUCGAUACAAGUAUAGUUCCCCGCCCUCACCUUUAGGGAGGGCUCCAUCCCCGUAUCAUUAUUCAUGGGCAUCAUCUCCUCAAUCAUCGCCUGUACUUGCGCCUUCUUACCCUAACCAGUCCCCACCAUCGCCUUCAGAAUGGUUCUCUCCUCAACCUUCCUCAACACCGUCGCCUUCUUACUAUGACAAGACUCAAAGUCCACCGACUCCAUCACCAUUUCCAAAUUACUAUUAUAAAUCGCCACCUCCUCCAUAUGUUUACAACUCUCCACCACCGCCAUCACCAUCCCCGCCUCUUCCUUAUUACUAUAAAUCUGCUCCCCCACCGUCACCUUCUCCACCUCCUCCUUAUUACUAUAAAUCUCCUCCCCCGCCGUCACCUUCUCCACCUCCUCCAUACGUUUACAAAUCGCCACCUCCACCGUCCCCUUCUCCACCUCCUCCUUAUUACUAUAAAUCUCCUCCCCCACCAUCACCUUCUCCACCUCCUCCAUACGUUUACAAAUCGCCACCUCCACCGUCCCCUUCCCCACCUCCUCCAUAUUAUUACGUGUCACCACCCCCACCAUCCCCUUCGCCUCCACCCGUUUACUAUUACAACUACCCACCACCACCUCCAUCUUACUAAAAUUUUCACAUUAUUCUCUGUUCCAAAAACAUAGCAGUAUACUAUUGCCAAUUACCUCCGUUUGAAGUGUUAUUCUAUCUACUUUUCAUGACAGCUUUCUUUUAUUUGUCCAACAGAUCAUCUAUCAUUUGCAUGUACUUCUUUUGAUUCUUAUUUAUUUCAAUAUACGUAUCGGCCUCCUCUUACUAAUUUUGUUGGUAUGAGAUAAAAAGUUGUUCUGAAA
Molecule: messenger RNA, 1223 nt
Organism: Nicotiana attenuata
Lineage: Eukaryota; Viridiplantae; Streptophyta; Magnoliopsida; Solanales; Solanaceae
Product: extensin-2-like
Exons: 1
Coding region: 50-1000 (316 amino acids)
Source: RefSeq, a predicted model, not a curated record